AGGUAUUAGUUUUCCAGAAUGAACGCAGUUGGCAUUUUCAUAAUAUGUCUGGCAUGUUCCCUUGGAGCGAAUAUUCCUCCAAAACCGUGCCAAGUGGAAACAAAUUGUGGUACGGUGAAUGAGACAAGUUCCAUUUGCGGAUUGGAUGAGGAAAUGGGUUGUAUACGAAAAUUUCCAUCCAAGUGUCAUUUGGAUAUAGCAUUUUGCCAUGAAGGAAAAAAUUUCACCGACUUUAAUGAGGAAUAUUGCUCAAUGGAAUCGUAUCUCUGUGAGAUUUCACCCACAUACGAACGCUGGACCAUUUUCUUCGGGCAUGAGAAUUAAUUCUAAUUGAAAGUGCGAAAAUUUGCUGCAUUACGCUUAUAUAACAGAAUUUAUCUGUUUUCAAAUUAAAUUUUUUUCUCAUUUCUAGAGUAUUUUUACAUAAUAUGAAAUUAGUCCCGCAUGAUUG
Molecule: messenger RNA, 451 nt
Organism: Drosophila melanogaster (fruit fly)
Lineage: Eukaryota; Metazoa; Arthropoda; Insecta; Diptera; Drosophilidae
Exons: 3
Coding region: 19-324 (101 amino acids)
Source: RefSeq, marked reviewed